This is a messenger RNA of Lactuca saligna, 3795 nucleotides long. The record is from the annotation of a GenBank genome assembly. NCBI's taxonomy places the organism in Eukaryota, Viridiplantae, Streptophyta, Magnoliopsida, Asterales, Asteraceae.
AAGAAAUUCUCAGUUGUCACUUAAGCCGGGCAGCUGUCUACAUCUACCAAUAUUAAUACUGCACGGGAAGACCGAGUCACUCACAAGAGGCGUUUGUUCUUAUCGUUUUGGGGGUCGAUUUUCUCUGUGAUGAUCUUACAAACCAUCACACCAAACCAAACCUUCACAGAUCUGCAAUAGACAGGACAUCAAUGGGGGAAGCGAAGAUGAUGAAGCGGUCGCUCGAUAUUUCAGCUUUAGUAGUGUUCCUCUGCUUUUUGGGCGGGGAGUGCAAGUAUAUGGUGUAUGAUACUUCUCAAAGCACCCAGGCUGAAAAGAUCAAUGUUCAUUUGGUACCCCACUCUCAUGACGACGUUGGCUGGCUGAAGACCGUCGAUCAAUACUACACCGGUGCUAAUAAUUCCAUUCGGGGUGCCUGUGUCCAGAACGUGUUAGACUCCGUGAUUUCAGCUUUGCUCGAUGACAAGAAUCGCAAGUUCAUCUACGUUGAAAUGGCAUUCUUCCAGCGGUGGUGGAACCAGCAGAGCGAACUGCUCAAGACUAAAGUCAAGGAGCUCGUCAACACUGGUCAACUUGAAUUCAUAAAUGGGGGUAUGUGCAUGCACGACGAGGCAACACCACAUUACAUUGACUUGAUCGAUCAAACAACUUUGGGACACAUGUUUAUACACCGGGAAUUUGGUCAAAAACCUAGAGUUGGUUGGCAGAUCGAUCCUUUCGGCCACUCUUCUGUUCAAGCUUACUUGCUGGGUGCCGAGGUGGGAUUUGACUCUCUCUUUUUUGCUCGAAUGGAUUAUCAAGAUAGGGCUAAGAGGAAAAUUGACAAGACUCUUGAGGUUGUAUGGCAGGGUUCUAAGUCUCUUGGUUCAUCUUCACAGUUAUUUACUGGUAUAUUUCCCAGACAUUAUGAUCCCCCAGAUGGUUUCACAUUUGAAAUAAAUGAUGUAUCUCCUCCUAUUCAGGAUGAUGUUCUCCUGUUUGACUACAAUGUUCAAGAGCGGGUAAAUGAUUUUGUGGCUGCAGCCAUGGCUCAGGCUAAUGUAACAAGGACAAACCAUAUAAUGUGGGCCAUGGGAACCGAUUUCCGGUAUCAAUAUGCAGUUUCAUGGUUCAGACAGAUGGACAAAUUCAUUCAUUAUGUUAACCUGGAUGGGCGUGUGAAUGCACUGUAUUCUACCCCAUCCAUUUACACAGAUGCGAAACAUGCAGCCGAUGAAACAUGGCCUCUAAAAACUGAUGACUUCUUCCCAUAUGCAGAUAAAGAAAAUACGUACUGGACAGGAUACUUCACUAGCAGGCCAGCUUUUAAAGGUUAUGUGAGGACAAUGAGCGGUUACCAUUUGGCUGCAAGACAGUUAGAAUUUUACAAAGGGAGGAACAAUUCUGGACCAAAUACAGAUGCCUUGGCCGAUGCUCUAGCAAUUGCUCAACAUCAUGAUGCAGUUAGUGGUACACAAAGGCAGCAUGUGGCUUCUGAUUAUGCAAUGCGUAUCUCAAUGGGCUAUGUACAGGCUGAGGAAGUAGUAGCUUCAUCAUUAGCAUUUUUAACAUCAUCAAGAUCAAGUAAAACUUCAGUUGGCACGAUUCACCAAUGUCCUCUCCUUAACAUAAGUUACUGUCCUCCCUCAGAAGCUGUUUUGGCUAAUGGAAAUAGUUUGGUGGUAGUUGUCUACAACCCCCUAGGAUGGAAUAGAGAAGAAGUGGUCCGAAUUCCUGUUUCCUCCAAUGAGUUAAUUGUUCUGGAUUCAAAUGGAAGAGAAAUAGAAUCACAGCUGCUUCCUAUGUUUAAUGCCUCUUUAAACAUGAGAAAGUACCAUGUUAAAGCAUAUCUUGGUAAAACUCCAAGCAAUACACCCAAAUAUUGGCUUGGAUUUACAGCAUCUUUACCACCUCUUGGUUUCAACACCUACAUCAUCUCCAAUGCAAAACACGCAGAUACAAGUUUAACAAUGUCGACAGUUCUGACAUCAGACAAUAUUAGUGAUGAAACUGUAGUUGUUGGUGGAGGAAAUUUGAAGCUGCAUUAUGCUACAGACGAGGGAAAGCUUAUACGUUAUACAAAUAAAAGAAGCUUGGUUGAAGGAGCCAUGGAACACUCGUACAGCUACUAUUCUGGUUAUAAUGGGACAGACCAGGCUUCUGGAGCUUAUAUCUUCCGUCCUAAUGCCACAUUUCCAAUAAAAUCUCAAGGGCAGAAAGCUUUUACUAUCGUGAGGGGACCACUAAUGGAUGAAGUGCACCAACAGUUAAACUCCUGGAUAUAUCAGGUCACCCGUGUAUACAAGGAGAAGGAACAUGCUGAAGUUGAGUUUAUCAUUGGACCUAUCCCUAUAGAUGAUGGUGUUGGGAAAGAAAUAACAACUCAGAUCACAAGUGCCUUGAAGACAAACAAAACAUUCUAUACAGAUUCUAACGGGAGAGACUUCAUUAAAAGGGUUCGUGAUUUCAGAACAGAUUGGGAGCUGCAAGUGAAUGAACCAGUUGCUGGAAAUUAUUACCCAAUAAAUCUUGGAGCUUAUGUUGAGGAUGGAAGUAUGGAACUCUCAGUGUUGGUGGAUCGUGCAGUAGGUGGCUCUAGUUUAGUAGAUGGUCAAAUAGAACUAAUGCUUCAUAGGAGGCUAUUAUAUGAUGACGUGAAAGGUGUUGGUGAGGUGCUAAAUGAGACAGUGUGUGUCCUGAAUGAUUGCAAGGGCCUGAUGAUCCAAGGAAAAUAUUAUAUUAGAAUGGAUCCAGUAGGAGAUGGAGCCAAGUGGCGUCGCACAUUUGGUCAAGAAAUUUAUUCUCCACUCCUUGUGGCAUUUGCACAACAGGAUGGAAGUGAUUGGAAAAAUGAUCAUGUAUCAUCCUUCUCGAUGAUUGAUGCAUCCUAUAGCUUGCCAAACAACACAGCUAUUAUAACUCUACAGGAGCUUGAAAGUGGAAAAGCACUCCUUCGUUUGGCUCAUCUAUACGAGGUGGGGGAAGACAAAGAUUACUCUGUAAUGGCAAGUGUGGAGCUGAAGAAGCUGUUCCCAGAUAGGAAGAUAAGGAAGGUAACAGAGAUGAAUCUGUCGGGUAAUCAAGAAAGAGGCGAGAUGGAGAGGAAGAAGCUUGCUUGGAAAGUGAAAGGUGGAUCUGAGAGGGAGAUAGUUAGGGGAGGUGGGGUUGAUCCUGAAAAGCUAGUGGUGGAACUUGGGCCCAUGGAAAUCCGAACAUUCUUCAUCGACUUGUAUUAUCUUGGGAUGUUUGGUUCGGUUAAUGAUGAGGUGUUUGGCUGAUGACUAUGUUUACUGGUGACAUCGAUCCAAUCUGUCUCCAAUACGAAUACGAGGGAACAAAUAAAAAUGGAAAACAGAAAAUGUGGGCUGCUCUUUUUGCAGGCCGACCUUGGGUUGUACAACCCAAGGUUUGUGCUUUUCCACAUCAAAGUUGAAACAUGGACGCGUGUUGAUGUUUUUAUUUGACAUUUUUUCUUUUGAUUUGGUUAUAAACUGGAAUCUUUUAUUUUUAUAAAAAAGUAACAAAAUCCGAAUACUUUUAUAAAUAGUUAAUAUCACCAUAAUUUUAGUUUUGUUUUAUAUUUAAAGACAUCUUUAAAAAUGUCCGAUGGUUUUCAAAAAAAUUGAGUUCACUUCUUAAUUUUUUUUAAAGAUCAUCUUUGUGGUUUGAAAACUUUGGAUCAUCUUUAUGGCUAACACUGUGAGUCUAACCAUGUGAGGGUAACGUCUUGAUCAUUCUUGAAGUUGUUUUGAAAUUUUUAUUAAUUGAUUUUAUUAAUAAAGAAAAUAACUCCUCUCUCUCUCUCUCUCUCUCUCU